AUGGCAUCAUAUUCCCCUCCGCGGUGUUCAACCUCAGUCAAUCAGGGGGCGAUCACAAAACACAUUUGCGCAAUUUGUGGUGAUCGAGCUUCGGGAAAGCAUUACGGGGUGUAUAGUUGUGAAGGUUGCAAAGGAUUUUUCAAACGUACAGUUCGUAAAGAUUUGGUCUAUUUAUGUCGUGAAAAUCGUAAUUGUAUCAUUGAUAAAAGGCAAAGAAAUCGUUGUCAGUAUUGUCGUUAUCGAAAAUGUCAGAGUAUGGGAAUGAAACGAGAAGCAGUACAAGAAGAAAGACAAAGUGCGAAAACAGAAUCAAACAAAACUUCCACUAGUAAAACGCAACAGGUGCCGAAGAAUCAUAUGGAGGUAGAAAGCACUAGCAGAUGCCCAGAGAUUCAGAUAGAACGCAUUGUGGCAGCUGAGCAAGCUUCAGAAUUACUUUUUACUAGUAUAAAAGUAGAAUCACUGAAUGUUCAAAGUUGUGAAUCAAUGCAAUGGCAGAUAACACGAUUAAUUGAAUGGGCCUUACUACUGCCAGGAUUUAAUGAAAUAAAUAUUGAUGAUCAAGCAAGACUGAUAAGCUUUGGAUGGUGUGAGUUAAUCCUUACAGAUAUAGCUUAUCGUUCAACACUGCAUAAAUUAUUAUUAUGGCCAUAUGGACGUGUAAUGGAACGUCAGGAGGCAGAACGAAUAGGUUGUAGCGUAAUUUUCGAUCGGAUUAUGAAUGAAUUGGUAGUUCGAUUCAAGGAAUUGAACAUUGAUCGUACAGAGAUUGCUGCUCUACGAUGUGCUAUACUUUAUAAUCCUAAUGUUGCUGGAUUGAAAAAUAUGUCACUGAUUGAGACAAUACGAGAUAAAAUUUUGGUAUGUUUGGAAGAUUACUGCCGUCAACAACAACCUACGCAGCAUCAGCGUUUUGCUAAACUUUUGUUACGUAUGCCUGCGGUACGAUCUCUCAGUCUGCAUUGUACCGAACAUGAUAAUGUUAUCGUCUUUACUCCAAGUAUUCAGGUAGAAUCUCAGAGAGUUGCAUUCUGA
This is a messenger RNA of Thelazia callipaeda (thelaziosis nematode), 1035 nucleotides long. The record is from the annotation of a GenBank genome assembly. Lineage: Eukaryota; Metazoa; Nematoda; Chromadorea; Rhabditida; Thelaziidae.